AUGGGCACAGGUGGCGUUGAUAGUGGAAAGAUGCCCCAGAGGUUGUCGCCGAUCAGUCACGUACCGGUCACGUUUACCGUACUCGUCUCGUCUCUGUUCUUAAGCCUGUACGCGGUGCCAAUGUCGAAACAUACCGACGCCGGACCGAUGAUCAGACUCUGCGGCGAAAACCUCGUGAAAAUGAUGAAGGUCGUAUGCAACAACUGCUUCGAUGGCACGCCAUUGAACCUUUGCAUCUGCUCUUUAGAAUCAGAGACGUUUAAAAGAGCAACCGAUGAAAACCACCUUCGGGAGCAAUGCCUGUUUCGAGCAAUCGCCAACAAGUACAUGGAUGAAACGGAGAACACUGGCCUACACAAACGGAAGCAGAAACCGGCCGGCAUCGUCGACGAAUGCUGCAUUCGAUCUUGUACAUACUCAUACAUGCGAAAGUUCUGCUGCAAUUCCGAAGCCGCUGCGACAGAAUAG
Soboliphyme baturini is the source of this 468-nucleotide messenger RNA. NCBI's taxonomy places the organism in Eukaryota, Metazoa, Nematoda, Enoplea, Dioctophymatida, Soboliphymatidae. The record is from the annotation of a GenBank genome assembly.